Messenger RNA from Oryzias latipes (Japanese medaka), 3493 nucleotides. RefSeq names its product synaptotagmin XIVb (gene syt14b). Gene Ontology annotation, molecular function: phospholipid binding. Lineage: Eukaryota; Metazoa; Chordata; Actinopteri; Beloniformes; Adrianichthyidae. The record is from RefSeq and is a predicted model, not a curated record.
UAUAAAAAAAUGUUUAGUAGCAAAAUGAUCUUGAUUUGAGAAAACAUCUCCUAGAGACCUGAAUUUUAUUUUCCUGGUUAUAUUACCCCAGUAGAAUUUUUCUUUUUUUUAAAGAGAAUCUGCCAGUCUGGUAAAAAAUUUUGACAAGUGGACAGUGUAAUGUCAACUAGAACUGAAAGUGUUUUUGGUUAUAGUCCUUUAAAUUUAAAUAGUUCUAAAACUGUUAUCUUAAUUUCUUAAAUGUAUAAGCUAAACAAAUUACAAUCAAAAGAAACGAAGUAAUGAAAUUAAAAUAUCAAUUUAGGAAUAGAACAGAAAAGGAUUGAUUAUCUGUAUGUCUAUAGCACUUUUUACAGAAAGAAUCACAAAGUACUUUAAAAAAAGAUGGCAUAAAAUUAUGCAAAUAUGCAAUUUUUGCUUGUCAUGAAGACCAGGCAUAAGUAAAGUGUAAUCUGCAGCGUCAGCACAUUGAUGUGUCUUUUGCAUCUCAGCACGUGGUGUGACGCUGGCACUGCGCUCUGCCAACAACCACAUGUCCAUGUUCUGAUGAGCUAAUCUAGUGGUCAGCGUGCGACGGGAUCCCUGACUGAGACAUGGCCUUCUUCAAGAGCUUCCAGCAAACCCUCCCAUCUGUCAACAUUUCUUCCAUUCUGGAUUCAGUCACCAGCCGCGUAGACGACCUGGCCAACGCUGUCAGCGAUGCCACUUAUGCAGUGAGCGACCAGCUGACUGAGCAGGUCACCACUAUCAUGAACAAGGUGCAGGAAGAGGAGGUGGUUGAACAUGGCAACACCCCGGAGAAGGAUCAGGCCACACAGGAAGGAAAAACCUUCUGGCAAAUGUCUAGAGACUCCGAUUCUGGCAACGCAGGCUCGAAAGGCAAUCAAAGCAACGAUGGUGCAGAGGGUGAGAACACUCAGAGCCAGAUGGAGUGGGAGUGGAGGGACGGGUGCUGGCGAGUGAAAAAAACAGAAGCGGAGUUGGAAGAAGAAGAGAGGAGGAAGAGGGAGGAGAAAGAGCUACAGGAGAGGAAAGAGCAGAGGAGAAAAGAGAGGAGACAGAAGCAGCUGGAGAAGGAAGGCUUAAGUCAAAGGAAAGAGGAUGAAGGGGGACAGGAACGGGAGGCCACUGAGGUCUCAGACACACUAGAAAACAGUACAAAUGAGGAGUGUGGUGACCAACUUACUGCUCAGCAAAGGAGCGACGACUCUAAUGAAACUGAUCGAUCGUUAGACUCUAAAACUGAGACCAGUGUCUUAAAAAAUGAAGAGGAGGGCUCUGAGGAAGAGGCAGACAACGAGGAGGAGGUGGAUCCGUCUGCAUCCUCUUCCAAAGUGAAAAAGAAGAAACCAGACAAGAAACUAAAGAGUUCAAGUGACACGUCAAAGAAAUCUGAAGAGCGCAAGAAGAGCAAAAAGAAACAGAAAGGAGACCCAGAGGAAGUUGCAUCAGGCAGCGAAGAAGAAAAAGACCCCGAGGCGGCGACUCCGGAGAACCUGGCGUUUGCGUGGAGCGGCAGAAGCAAACAGUCCAGUGAGCAGGACGGCUUCAGCAGUGAGGCCUCCAGCGAACAGGUCGUCAGCAUCCAGAGGAUGAGGAAAGACAGCGAGCUUCAGCCUCCUCCAUAUCAGGACGAGAGCUCUGGGGCACGCAGGUCCUCCCGCUCGCGCUCAGAACGGGGGCUGAGGUCAUGUGACAGCCUCCCCUGCUCCAGCGAGGCCAGCAUGGACCAGGAUGCUGAGAGCUUCCUCAACAAAGGCUGCGAAGAAGACAUUCCCAGUGACAGCACUGCAGUUCUGGGUCCAGAGGAUGGUUCUGGUCCCAGACUCCCCAAGCUCUACGAACCCGAGCCCCUAGCUAAAUAUGGAACACUGGAUGUUGCUUUUGAAUACGACUCCAGUGAACAGUGGCUUGCCGUCACCGUCACUGCAGCGACAGACAUCCCCGCCCUGAAACAGACAGGCAACAUUUCAUGGCAGGUCCACCUGGUUCUCCUGCCCACAAAGAAGCAAAGGGCCAAGACAGGCGUGCAAAAGGGCCCCUGUCCUGUUUUCACGGAAACAUUCAAGUUUUCCAGGGUGGAACAAGAGGCCCUGGGGGACUGUGCUGUUCGCUUCCGCCUGUACAGCAUCAGACGCAUGAAAAAGGAGAAGGUCUUGGGGGAGAAGGUGUUCUACCUGACUAAGCUGAACCUGCAGGGAAAGAUCGCUCUGCCUGUCACACUGGAGCCCGGCUCUGAACUCCCUGGUUGCGGAUCUCUUGUGAGCGUGUCCCGCAGUGCAGGCGCUCUGUCCUACCGCUCCACUGAAGACUCCUUACCAGAGAUCCUCCUGGGGCUCAUCUACAACUCCGCAACAGGAAGACUGUCAGCAGAGGUGAUCCAGGGAAACCACUUCAAAACUGCAGCAUCUGAUAAACCCAUCAGUGAUCUGUUCUGUUGUGUGAAACAUUUCGUGGGGGGACAGCUGUAUAUCAUGAGAGACACCUAUGUGAAGCUGACCAUGCUGGACUCCAAGGGCAAAGAGAUGUCUAAGUGUAAGACGGCCACAUGCCGCGGUCAUCCCAACCCCACCUACAAGGAGACGUUUGUCUUCCAAGUGGCGCUCUUCCAGCUGUCAGAGGUGUCCCUGGUGGUGUCUGUGUUCUGCCGGCGGAGCAGCAUGAGGCCCAGGGAGAGGCUUGGCUGGGUCUCCCUGGGCCUCAACAGCACCAGCGAAGAGCAGCUGGUCCACUGGACGGAGAUGAGGGAGGCGGAGGGGCAGCAGAUCUGCCACUGGCACACACUCACCGACACAUAGGAGGAGAUGCAGCAGAACCGUCUUUAAAAUAGCAGGAACCCUCCAAUCUGUUCUCGCGCUCAAGGCAUUCAGGUGUGAGGAAUUCACAGAUCUCCUUUGAAUCCACCCUUUUUCUCGGAGGCACCCGUUCAAAGUGGCUGCGAGGAACCUUUAGACUGAAAAACACUGGCAAGGACUGCCUAGAAUUACAGACUCCAGAGUUGUUAACGGCUAUUCUGCUCACAGAAAAAGCUGCAAACACUCGAAUCGUUUACAGAACAGCGUCAAGACACUUCCCAAACAACUUCUGCCUUUCAGCCUCGGACCAAAGAGCUCGGUCCGGAACUGGCAGACGUCUUCCUUCUGGGCUUCUACCAGCAACUCAGACAUUUUUGUCAACUGUAGCCUCUGUCAAAAGAGAAUGCAACAAAAUGACUGUUAGAGGGCCUCCAACAUGCUGCAACUAUGUACAAGCUGUGCUUUUUCACAGUGUGUUUACAUGAACAUGCUGUUAUGCAAGACCUAUCAACUCUACUGUUGUUUGAUCAUCCAACAUGGCUGUAGAACUCAAAAGGAGGUCUCUCUUUACAUUGUAGUGCUGAACAGCUUCAGUGUAUUAUAUGUCUAAUGCCAUGUCAAGCCGGAGGAAUGCACUGCAGACAGCUCUGCAUGCCCUUCCCUUUUUCCUGUGCGAUACAGACCGUCUCACCAUUCAG